AUGCAUGAAGGCUUGGUGAUGAUUCUGUAUAAUCACAUCAAGAACACGAUCAUCCAAAUGAAUAUUGCAGAGAUUUCAAACUCAGAUGAAGAUUUUGAGGAGUCAGAAGAGGAAGAAGGUGGUGGCUAUGAUAUAGAAGAAGAGACUGAAGAUGACCUCCAAAUGGCUAGAUCAAGCAGGCGAAAAAAAAAAUCGGAACAGGGGAGACAAAACAGAGGGUUUGCUAAAAAUAAAAAAAGAGGGGAGUAUGAUAGUUGGAAUGAGGAUGAGGAAGGGACUGACAAUGACACAAACACCGAAAAUGAGGAGGCUCAAACCCAGGUGAGCCUAAAACAGAAAAAGAAGAAUUCAAAAGGCAGGGAGGUGGAAGAAAGGUCGCCUCUCAAGUUUGAUUUCAAGUAG
Cryptomeria japonica (Japanese cedar) is the source of this 402-nucleotide messenger RNA. RefSeq names its product protein PXR1-like. The transcript has a single exon. The record is from RefSeq and is a predicted model, not a curated record. The coding region runs from base 1 to 402 and encodes 133 amino acids. Lineage: Eukaryota; Viridiplantae; Streptophyta; Pinopsida; Cupressales; Cupressaceae.